CCGUUCCCUGUUUUUCUUGCCCAUUGGUGCGAUGCUUGCCGAGUUAUUGGUUGAUUAACUUGUCGAUCAUGAUGAGCACCUCGCCUUCGUUCUGAUCGGCAUCUGCUGAUCCGGUGGUUUGCAAAGCUGUGCAGCGGAACAAUUGGUUUUCGGGUUUCGGAAAGAAACGCUGAGACUAGCCGGGAAAUGAUCUGCCCAACUCAGGAGAAUGAUGUGCAACAAAUUCAAUCCAGCUGUUGACUACACUGAAGAGUAACUCCGAAAACUUCUCCUGGAUUGAAGGAUUGUAAUGUCCGGGAGAAGGAUAUGGGAGAGAGUGAAAGUGUUCGCAAGGACGAACUGCGGACGCCGGAACCUCACGGAAUAGCGACGCUGAGGCAGAGGUGGCAGAAGUGGGCUGGUGACCACAGGGAGUACCAGAGGAGUAAUCCUUUCAGUGGCGCCCAUGUCCCGUCUUGGGAACCGCACAAAGCGGGAGAGGAAUACGGGCGUCCGAAAAAAGGAUCAAAAACUGAGCGGAGGGGGAAAGAUGCACAGCGCCUGGUCGACAGAGAAAUCGAGGAAUUGUUGUAUAUUAUUAGAAAGAACGGAGAAUCCGGUCCAGAUGGGAACAUUUGUGUGAGGUUUGGAAAAUUGUUUGACGCCUAUGUGACAAUUUCCAAUAAAGUGGUGGGGCUUCUCUUACGAGCGAGGAAACACGGUCUGAUUGACUUUGACGGGGAAAUGCUGUGGCAAGGAAGGGACGAUCAGGUUCUCAUCACGCUGCUGGAGUGAGAUUAGGUUCCCAGUCGUUGUUAAGAAAUGGUGCCGAGCAGCUUGCGAAGUUUCGCUGAUAACUGUUGACGGGUUUGGAGAUGGAAUUGUUUCUGACCUCCAAACCCGGGCUCCGCGGCUCUAGGUUAUUUUUUUAAACAGUGAAUCUGCGCUUAUCGUACAGCGAAUAACCAGCAACUUGAGCUAAUGCUUUUGACUCAGAGUUCAAAGUACAUAUAUGUCACCAUAUACACCCCUGAGAUUCAUUUUCCAGUGGGCAUACUCAACAACUAUAACAGGAUCAAUGAAAGAUCAACCAGUGCAGAAGACAACAAACUGUGAAAAUGCAAAUAUAAAUAAAUAGCAAUGAGUAACGAGAACAUGAGAUAAUGAGACACAGAGUCCUUCAAGUGAUGCCAUUGGAAACGUUUCAAUGAUGGGGCAAGUGAGUGUGGUUAUCCCCUUCUAAUCAAGAGCCUGAUGGUUGAGGGGUAGUAACUGUUCAUGAAACUGGUGGUGUCAGUCAUGAGGCUCUUGUACCUUCUACCUGAUGGCAGCAGCGAGAAGUGAGCAUGGGCCGGGUGGUGGGGAUCUCUGAUGAUGGAUGCUGCUUUCCUACGACAGUGUUUCACGUAGAUGUGCUCGGAUGGUUGGGAGGGCUUUACCAGUGAAGUUCUGGGCCAAAUCCACUACUUACUGCGAGGAUCCACUCCCUACUGCAGCUCAAGGACAUCAGUGUCUCCAUACCAGCCCAUGAUGGAGCUAGUCAAUGUACUCUUCACUACACAACUACAGAAGUUUGUCAAAAGUUUUGGGUGUCAUUGCAGAAUCUCCACAGACUCCUAAGGAGGUAGAGACACUGCUAUGCUUUCUUCCCAAUUGCACUGAAGUGUUGGGCCACUGAAGUAGUAAUACCCAGGAAUUCGAAGCUGUUAACCUUCUCCAUCUCUGAUCUUCUGAUGAGGAAUGGCUCACAGACCACUGGUUUCCUUCUCCUGAAGUCUAUAAUCAGUUCACUGGUCUUGUUGACAUUGAGUAGGAGGUUGUUGUUAUGACAGCACUCAGCCAAUUUUUCAAUCUUCCUCCUGUAUGCCAUGGCAACCGAGAAGUCAAAGCCAAUAUAAAAGCCAAAGAGAAGUUGAUAUAAUAGAGCAAAAAUGAGUGGAAAGUUAGAGGAUUGGGAAGUUUUUAAACACUUCAUAAGGCAACUAAAAAGUCAUUAAGAAGGAAAAGAUAGAAUACGAAAGUAAGCUAGUCAACAAUAUUAAAGAGGAUACCAAAAGUUUCAUCCGAUACAUGAAGUGUUAAGGAGAGUUGAGAGUGGAUAUCGGACCAUUGGAAAAUGAUGCUGGAGAGGUAGGAAUGGGGGACAAGGAAAUGGCAGACAAACUGAAUAAGUAUUUUGCAUCAGAUUUCACUGUGGAAAACACCGGCAGUAUGGUGGAAGUUCCAGAAUGUCAGGGGUCAUGAAGUGUGUGAAAUUGCCAUUACUAAGGAGAAGGUUUAUAGGAAACUGCGAGCUCUGAAGGUAAUCACCUAGACCAGAUGGUGUACACCCCAGGUUUCUGAAAGAAGUAGCUGAAGAGAUUGUGGAGGCAUUAGUAAUGAUCUUUCAAGAAUCACUAGAUUCUGGAAUGGUACCAGAAAACUGGAAAAUUGCAAAUACCCCUCUACUCUUUAAGAAGGGAGGCAGAAGAAAGAAAAUUAUAGGUCAGUUAGUCUGACCUCAGUGGCUGGGAAGAUGUUGGAGUCGAUUAUUAAGGAUGUGGUUUUGGGGGUUAUGUAAUGCCCUGGUUAAGAUUUUUACUGCUAAUACUAUAGGGUAUUUCAUUUAGUAGCUUUCUGUAGCAGCAGUAUGUCCUGCUGAUAGUGUUUGGGUUUCAGUUAAAGCUAAGGGGCUAUGAUGUUCAACUUAGGAAUGUUGUGUCAGCUAAUCAGGAUGGUGGAAUUGGGAGAAGGUUCUAGAGAAAGCUAGGCAGAGAGAAGGUUAUGAAGGACACUGGUGCUCUUUUUUGCGGGAGAUGGAGAGGGGAGAAGAUCAGGAGAGACAGCCAUAGGAUUCGAUCCAGCAGGAAGAGGCCAUUGCAAGGAGUGCUUUGCGAGGCAAAGGAGUCCAAGAUGGGAAGCUCUGCCAGUGAUUGUUGAUGAGAAUUCAGCACCGUGAGUAACGGUCAUACCCAGCUUAUGGAAGAUACGAGCUCCAAUAAUGUGCCGAUUUAGACUGGUUUUAAUUGUAAUGGACCCUUUUAUUUUUUCUUUUUCUUUUCCUCUUAAUAACUGGUUGAUAAAGCUGAAAUUAGAAAUACACUUUCUUUAAAAUUGUAUGCAGUGUACAAUCUGUUAUUUCUUGCCAACGGAUAAUUAUGUAUGGGCAGUAUUUACACAGCAUUCGCAGAAGUCGGGCUUCUGUUAAUUGAAGCACGCACACAUGUUUUUCAACCAGCGCACAAAGGAAAUUAAUGUGCACACAAAAGGUUAGUUACCUAAAAUAAUGUAAUAAUUAAUAAUUAUACUUAUUGAAAAUAAUCUUUUAGCUAAAUGUUUCUGUUAACUAGUCAGUCAGUUUUUCAAAUACCACAAUGCACGUCACUAAUUUACGUCACCUCACCUUUCCUGUUCCGGUUUGCACAGCUGCAUCACGGCGGCAGCCCUGUUUGGCGGACAGUGUUCAUAUCAUAAAGUUUACAAAGAUCUGUUUCAAAUCUUGUAGAUAGCUUACUAAGUUUUUAUUGAAAAAAAUACUGUAAGUAAGUUUAAUGAUUUCAAAUUUUGCAUGCAAGAAAAAAUUAAAUCCAAACUGAUUU
Mobula hypostoma (lesser devil ray) is the source of this 3557-nucleotide messenger RNA. Its product is annotated as actin-binding Rho-activating protein-like. Gene Ontology annotation, molecular function: actin binding. Gene Ontology annotation, cellular component: sarcomere. The record is from RefSeq and is a predicted model, not a curated record. Bases 307 to 774 code for a protein of 155 amino acids. NCBI's taxonomy places the organism in Eukaryota, Metazoa, Chordata, Chondrichthyes, Myliobatiformes, Myliobatidae. The transcript has a single exon. Gene Ontology annotation, biological process: positive regulation of Rho protein signal transduction; positive regulation of transcription by RNA polymerase II.